AGAAAAUAAAUUUUGUGCUCUUCCAAUGUUCCAGAAAUUUUACUUCUGUUGAAAAAAAGGCCAUAAGAUGCAAUUAUAACAAAUGUAUUUCUGGGAAUGUAGAGAAAUACUUUUAAAAGACUCAGUUCUAGAUCCGGCACGUCAUUGAAGUCUUCGUUGCCUGACCGCUUUUUAGGAGACUGGAGUCGAAGGCCGUGAGUCAGCCAUGAUGGCAGCUGAAGAAAUUAAUGACUCUCCAGUAGAAAUUCACGAUUAUUUGUCAGCAUUUGCGAAUUCCAUUGAUGCUGCGGAUGAGAUGCUGAAGAACAUGAUGUCUGUUUCUAGAAAUGAGUUGUUGCAGAAGUUGGACCCACUUGAACAAGCAAAAGUGGAUUUGGUUUCUGCAUACACAUUAAAUUCAAUGUUUUGGGUUUAUUUGGCAACCCAAGGAGUGAAUCCUAAGGAACAUCCAGUAAAGCAGGAAUUGGAAAGAAUCAGAGUAUAUAUGAACAGAGUCAAGGAAUUAACAGACAAGAAAAAGGCUGGCAAGCUGGACAGAGGUGCAGCUUCAAGAUUUGUAAGAAAUGCCCUCUGGGAACCAAAACCGAAAAAUGCAUCCAAAGUUGCCCAUAAAGGAAAAAGUAAAAGUUAACUUUUUGAUUUUGAUGUACACAUAUUCAAAAAGUA
Messenger RNA from Pan troglodytes (chimpanzee), 666 nucleotides. Its product is annotated as nuclear nucleic acid-binding protein C1D-like. Bases 206 to 631 code for a protein of 141 amino acids. Gene Ontology annotation, molecular function: DNA binding; RNA binding. The transcript has a single exon. NCBI's taxonomy places the organism in Eukaryota, Metazoa, Chordata, Mammalia, Primates, Hominidae. Gene Ontology annotation, cellular component: nucleolus; exosome (RNase complex). Gene Ontology annotation, biological process: regulation of gene expression; maturation of 5.8S rRNA. The record is from RefSeq and is a predicted model, not a curated record.